ACGGUGCCGGGGGAGGGGGGGGGGGGGCGGGUGCUCGAGGCUGCGAGAGGGGCGGGAGCGGCGCGGGCACAGCCGGGGGCGGCAGCGCUGCCCCUUCGCCAGCGGUACCGACUUCGCUCGGACAGGCACAGCCAUGGGCAAGCACAGCAGCAAGCUGGCCCCAGAGAUGUUGGACGACCUGGUGAGGAGCACGGAGUUCAGCGAGCAGGAGCUGAAGCAGUGGUACAAGGGCUUCCUCAAGGACUGCCCCACCGGAAUCCUCAAUCUGGAGGAGUUCCAGCAGCUCUAUAUCAAGUUUUUUCCCUAUGGUGACGCCUCCAAGUUUGCCCAGCACGCCUUUCGCACCUUCGACAAGAACAGCGACGGCACCAUCGACUUCCGAGAGUUCAUCUGCGCCCUGUCUGUCACCUCCAGGGGGACCUUUGAGCAGAAACUCAACUGGGCCUUCGAGAUGUACGACCUGGACGGGGACGGGAAAAUCACGCGCUUGGAGAUGCUGGAGAUCAUUGAGGCCAUCUACAAGAUGGUGGGGACUGUGAUCAUGAUGCGGAUGAACCAAGACGGGCUGACGCCCCAGCAGCGUGUCGACAAGAUCUUCACAAAGAUGGACAAGGACAAGGAUGACCAGAUCUCCCUGGAGGAGUUCAAGGAGGCGGCCAAGAGCGAUCCCUCCAUCGUCCUCCUGCUGCAGGGCGAUGUGCAGAAAUAGGGCCUGGGGCUCAGGGCCGGACUAGCUGCAGCCAACCUCAGCUCCCCAUGAUGGUUUCUGUCCCCGUGCCCUGCUGAGCACCCCAUGCCUGCUUGGCCCUGUGCUCCGUUCCUGCUGCCACCCCUCUGCUCUGCUCCUGGGCACUGCUGGCUCGAGGUGCCCUAAACCGGACCUUGCAGCUAAACCUCUGAAUUGAGGGAGCAUCCUGACACCCCAGGGCCAGCUGUCCUCGCACCCUGUUGCCCACUGUCUCCAUGGGGAUCCCUGUCCCAGCUCUUCUCCUUCCCACUGACCCGGCUGCUGAAAGGCUCAGGGCCCGGGCCCUGGUGCCUGCUCUGCUGGCGGCACGGCAUGGGGCUGUUGGGGCUCAGGACUGGUCCUGGGUUGUGUCCUGCCCUCCCCCCUCCCUCACCCAGCUGUAGAUUUUCUGCUUCUGCUUUUGAUGGUGGGAAUAGUCAAGGGUUGGGCAGAGGAUUUUGGGAAGUGCCCGAGGCCACCCUUGGCCAUGGCACACAUCUGAUCCCAGAAAUCACCCCAGCUUGUCUGGUAGGUGACUUCCAGAACUGCUCUGGCACUACUGAGGAUUCCCAGAGUGUUUCUGGCCCUCCUGACUGCUGCAGUGCCUGCUGUCCCAGCCCCCUGCCUCUGCCCUCCUGUCUCAGGACAGCAAUAUUGUCACAGUGGUAUUUAUUCUGCACAUUGUGGUGACAAUGACUGUAAUAUCUGUUAGGAGGCUGUGGAAUUGCCUACUUUUCUUCCUUUUUUUUUUUUCAUGGAAAAGUAAACUGUCCCCCAUUGGUGGC
This is a messenger RNA of Lagopus muta (rock ptarmigan), 1512 nucleotides long. RefSeq names its product hippocalcin like 4 (gene HPCAL4). The record is from RefSeq and is a predicted model, not a curated record. NCBI's taxonomy places the organism in Eukaryota, Metazoa, Chordata, Aves, Galliformes, Phasianidae. Gene Ontology annotation, molecular function: calcium ion binding. The transcript is spliced from 4 exons. Bases 134 to 709 code for a protein of 191 amino acids.